Merops nubicus (carmine bee-eater) is the source of this 890-nucleotide messenger RNA. RefSeq names its product gamma-aminobutyric acid receptor subunit beta-1-like. Gene Ontology annotation, cellular component: GABA-A receptor complex; synapse; membrane. Gene Ontology annotation, molecular function: extracellular ligand-gated monoatomic ion channel activity; neurotransmitter receptor activity; GABA-A receptor activity. Gene Ontology annotation, biological process: chemical synaptic transmission; nervous system process; monoatomic ion transmembrane transport. The annotation marks the transcript as partial. The transcript has 4 exons. NCBI's taxonomy places the organism in Eukaryota, Metazoa, Chordata, Aves, Coraciiformes, Meropidae. The record is from RefSeq and is a predicted model, not a curated record.
AUGGAUACACUACUGAUGACAUUGAAUUUUACUGGAAUGGAGGAGAGUCGGCAGUAACAGGAGUAAAGAACAUUGAGCUCCCACAGUUUUCUAUUGUUGAUUACAAAAUGAUAUCAAAGCGAGUGGAAUUUACAACAGGAGCGUAUCCUCGAUUAUCACUUAGCUUCCGGCUUAAAAGAAAUAUUGGAUACUUCAUUUUGCAAACUUAUAUGCCUUCUACGUUGAUCACAAUUCUGUCGUGGGUAUCUUUUUGGAUCAAUUAUGAUGCCUCUGCAGCCCGAGUUGCUCUAGGAAUCACAACUGUGCUGACCAUGACCACCAUCAGCACCCACCUCAGAGAGACCUUGCCAAAGAUACCUUAUGUCAAGGCAAUAGAUAUUUACUUGAUGGGAUGCUUUGUGUUUGUGUUCCUGGCCUUGCUGGAAUACGCCUUUGUAAACUACAUAUUCUUUGGGAAAGGGCCCCAACGUCAAAAAAAGGCAGCAGGCAGGUCAGGACAUGCUACAAGUGAGAAGAGCAGACUGGAAACAAGCAGACUCCAGGUUGAUCCCCAUGGCAACAUGCUUCUUAGCCCACUUGAAAUACGAAAUGACAUCAGCAGCUCAGAUGUGUUCACAAGCCUGCGUGACCCUCGAGCCACCACGUACACAUACGACAGUGCCAACCUGCAGUACAGAAGAGCCACUUCCAGCAGAGACCUCUACAGGAGGAGUGCUCUGGACAGGCACAGGCUGCAUAAAAACGGACGCUUACGAAGAAGGGCGUCCCAGAUCAAAGUCAAAAUCCCUGAUUUGACUGAUGUUAACUCAAUAGACAAAUGGUCCAGAAUGGUCUUUCCCAUCACAUUUAUUCUUUUCAAUGUUGUUUACUGGCUGUAUUAUGUCCACUAA